AUGGGUCGGAGAAAGAUUGAGAUCAAGGCCAUCAAGGAUGACCGCAAUCGCUCAGUCACGUUCCUGAAACGAAAGGGAGGUCUGUUCAAGAAGGCUCAUGAGCUUGCUGUCCUCUGCUCCGUUGACGUAGCUGUCAUCAUUUUUGGCCACAACAAGAAACUAUACGAGUACUCAUCAUGUGACAUGCAUGAUGCCCUUGGUCGCUAUCAAUAUCAUAAAGGUCCGGAAGAUUUCGCGGGUAAGCGAGACGACGACGACGAGGAAGAUGAGGUUUCACCGGCUCCCGAGGACAUCCAAGCAGUUCAACAGAACCACCCCGCCAUUCCCCCUCACCUCCAAAACCAGCCCGCCUUCCAGCACAUAAAUCAUGCACCCUCCGCGUCACCCCCGAUCCAUGCUAUGACACGUCAUGGCACACCGCAACCACAGGGCACUUCGCGUCCCUCGUCAAGGAAUCAUGUUCGCCGAGUCAGCUCAAAUUUAGGUCCCCAGCAUCAUGGUACACCGCCGCCCCCUGGUCCCCAAAAUGGCGGGUUUACGUACAUGCAGAAUCCGUCUAUGUACAACCCGAAUGUUCAUCCAAUGAACCAGCAGCCUCGACCGGGACAGUUUACGCACUAUGGACACCCACCGGGGCAACACCAAGGGACGCCUCCUAUGCACCCUCACAGUUUGCCGCCACAGCAAAUGCCGCCACAGCACCAGGCACAGCAGCAGACACAGCAUCAGACACAGCACCAGGGCCAACAGCAUUUCCAACAACACGGCCAUGCCGUAGGAAUGCCUCCGGGGCACCAGCAUGUGCAGGCAUAUAUGCAGGAACAUGGGAGAAAUUCGAUGCCUCCAGGGUUCGCACCUGACGGUCACCAAGAACGGACUGCCUCGGAGCACCCCCAGGAUGAUUCCUCGGGUGCAAUGAAAGCAGAGCACAGCCAAUCGCCGCCGCAAAUGAAGUCGUUAUCUAAAUCACGGAGUAUUUUCACGCCUAUUGAUGACCGAGGAUCAGUGCUCGCCCGUUUCGGGCCUGGAAUGGGAUCAUAUGAAUCUCACAAUAACCAUUCUCUCAAGCUUGAAGCAUUACCACAAGCCUCGCCUGGUUCCAAAUCAAUACCGGUUAGAGCUGCGACAGAGGCUCCUCGUGGAGGGCAAGUCGCUUCGACGCCAAAAAUCAAACCACCAUCCCGAACUAACAGUGGACCGUUGCCGUCAAAACGACCGCAGUUGAAGGUGCAGAUUCCUAGCGAAACCUCCGAUGGUGGCAGUGCCACGGCCGACUCGUCCCGUGAUUCUACUGGGAAUAAAACCUCGACGCCUGCAAAAGGAAGUGCCGAAACUGGACUCCCGGGCGUGGUCUUACCCCCUCCGUCGCCAUCUGCCGGUGCAAUACUGAGUGCGGGUGCGCAAGGGCCUCCAAAUCCGUUUGCGCGACCGCCUCCACCCGUUUCCACAACGCGAAACGACUCUUACGGCAGUAAUAGUGGGAAUCAGAACAAUGGGAAUAACUCGAAUAACAUUGAAACGCCCAUAUCCGCCCUGCCGAGUCGCUUUGUAUCCGAUGCACUCCUCCCGUCACCUUCCAGCUUCUUCCCCGAAUGGGGCUUCAGCCGCUCCGGCCCAGACUCCAACAUGCUGCCCAGUCCCCUCACCUUCCCGACUCCGGCAGUGCAAAGCGGUCCCAGCUUUUCUCGAGAAGACGAACAAGACAAGAAGAGAAAAAGCCCCGACGGUGGAUCCGCAGGGGAAGGUACACAUAAAAAACCGAAAACAUGA
Penicillium robsamsonii is the source of this 1770-nucleotide messenger RNA. It is a transcript of the gene rlmA, whose product is annotated as SRF-type transcription factor RlmA. The coding region runs from base 1 to 1770 and encodes 589 amino acids. Gene Ontology annotation, biological process: positive regulation of transcription by RNA polymerase II. The transcript is spliced from 3 exons. Lineage: Eukaryota; Fungi; Ascomycota; Eurotiomycetes; Eurotiales; Aspergillaceae. The record is from RefSeq and is a predicted model, not a curated record. Gene Ontology annotation, molecular function: DNA-binding transcription factor activity, RNA polymerase II-specific; protein dimerization activity; RNA polymerase II cis-regulatory region sequence-specific DNA binding.